GCCCGGACACUCCCUCCUCGCCAGGCUAAUUAGACGAGCAGAGAGGCUGAUACUCUCAAAGCCACACUUGCUCUCCCACCACGGCUUUCCCCCUCUUCAACCCCCAGGGUCCACACACACACACUUGCGCUUACAAAGGCUUUGAGUGAGGAAGAGCUAUCGGAAAAUGGAGGAGACCUAUCUAUUGAAGCACCCUGGGGUCAAGAAGAAGAUCCUAGCUGGAGGGACCGGGCCGCUGCCCCACUUCCCACCCAGCACUAAGAUUGUUUUCCAUUUCCAAACUCUGAAGGACAACUUUGAGCGCACGGUCAUCGACGACAGCCGCCUGGCCAAGCGCCCCGCUGAGAUCUUCGUGGGGAAGAUGUUCAAGAUGGAGGUGUGGGAGGUGCUGCUCAUGUCCAUGAGGGUCGGAGAGGUGGCCGAGUUUUGGUGUGACGCCAUGCACACAGGGCUGUACCCCAUGGUGUCAAAGAGCAUGCGGCUGAUCGCCCAGGGUAAAGACCCUCUGGAGGGUCAGAGGCACAUGUGUGGCAUGGGGAACAUGUUCAACUACGGCUCCACAGGCUGGCCUGAGCUGGACGAACUGAUGAGGGAGCCUCAGGCACUCAUCUUCAUCAUGGAGCUGGUCCAGGUGGGAGACCCCUUGUCCUACAAGCGGGAGUCAUGGAUGAUGGAGAAAGACGAAAAGCUGAAGGAAGUGCCGUUGCAGCACAUGCAAGGCAACGCCCUGGUCAGACAGGGCCGCUUCAAAGAGGCCUCCGUUAGGUACCAGGAGGCCGUGCUGCUCCUGAGGACCGUCCAAUCACGGGAGAUGCCUGGAGAUGAGGACUACAUCAACCUGAGUCGCCUCAUCAUCCCCCUGGUGCUCAACUACUGCCAGUGUAUGCUGGAGCUCAACGAGUUCUAUGAGGUGAUACUACACACCUCGGAACUCUUGGACAAGCAUAAAGACUGUGUGAAAGCCUACUACAAGCGAGCUAAGGCUUAUGCAGCCGUGUGGGAUGAGAAGGAGGCCAGGAAGGACUUCAACAUGGUGGCCAGUCUGGACAUCAGCCUCGCCCCUCUGAUCCACAAGGAGCUGAAGAACCUGUCUGAACGCAUGAAGGAGAAGUACUGGGAGGAGAAGGAGAAGUACUGGAACAUCCUGGAGACGGAGAAGAAGGAUGACAAGGAGGAGGAGGAGGAGGAGGAGGUGGAGGUGGAAGAGGGCAAGGCAGGUAAAGAGAGAGAGCCAGGUGAAGAUGAUCAGAGCACAGCAACCGUAGUGGAGGAGGGGCGGAAGCCCAGGGAGGACUCAGACCCACAACAGGAAGUCAAAGAAGUCAUGCAGGCUGAGACGGAAGUAGCCAAUGAGGAGGUGGAAAGCAGUCUGGACACUAAGACAGAGACCAAUCAGAUCUCUCCGUCCGUGACGGAGGGAAAGGAUUGGCAGCAGAUGUUACUCCAGAUCAAGUUCCUGCAAGACGAGGGCAACUUCCGUUUUAAAGAGCAUCGAUAUGAAGAGGCUUCUGGGAAAUUCAAGGAGGCGCUUGAGUAUGUGGAUUUCCUUCAAACCAAGGAGGUGAAAUAUAAAGGGGAGGACUGGGAGUCUCUGGAGAAGGUGCGCCUGCCUCUCACGCUCAACCUGAGCCAGUGCAUGCUGGAGCUGAGGGACUACCAACACGUUGUGGAGCUCAACGACAAGCUGCUCAAGCAGAACAGAGGUAAUAUCAAGGCCUUGUACCAGCGUGCCAGGGCGCACUCUGCCCUGUGCAACGAGGAGGAGGCUCGCAGGGACUUUGUCAAGGUGGAGCGUCUGGACCCAAAGUUUAAACCCAUCGUCCGCCAAGAGAUGAAGAGGUUGGGGGAGAACAUGCGGGCCAAGCACGUGAGGCAGAAGAAGACCUACUGGGACAGCACCCAGGAGAAGUGGGGGCCCGGGGGAACCAAGGCCAGUCAGAUGCAGACGAGCAAGACAGCGGAGAAGAAGAUGGGUCCCAAAGAAGUAGAAGGGGCAAAAGUGGAGAAGAAGAAAGUGGGAAGAGAGGAAGGAGACCGUGGAAAGAGUGUGCCAGAAAGCGCUGUGACCGCUGUAAAAGAGGAUGAAGCGAAAGACAAGAAGACAGAGGGAACAUUAGAGGAGGAAAAGACUAAAGGCAAAGUCAGGUUUAGUGAGGCAGUGUAUGAGGGGGAGGCAAACUGUGGAGAGAAUAAAGCAGAGAGUGUGGGAGUCCUGGGGGAAACUCAGGCAGGGCCAGAUAACAGAGGAGCACAUGAAGAUACAUCUCCAGCAGCAGCCACAGCAGCCAAAGAUAAUGUAGCUACCAGGAGAUCAGGGGCAGAUAAGAGCGGGAAGAAGGUCAAAUGCCAAUCAAGUGCUGCACAGGGAAAUGCUAAGGGAGGCCCAGGGAACAAAGGAACCAACGACAAUACAGGGUCUGGGGCAGGCAUUCAAUCAGGAUCGACUAAAAGGAGUCAGUUAUCUGGGACUAACCCGAAUGCUCCAGAGGUGGCAGGGGAGGGAGAAAAGUCAGUAACACAGAAAAACACAUCUAAGGUGGAGGAAGAAGGGAUGAGACCUGUGGAGGGAGGGAACGACAUGGAGGGAGAGAAUUUGGAUGAACAGCAUUAUGAGGUGACAAGCAAAACCGAGCCUGAGGUCUCCACACAAAGUAUUGAUUCCUCCACCAAAAAAUCAAAGCGUAAACAGAAAAAGAAAAAGUAAAUAUCAACACCUUAUGUCUGUUGUUAAGUUUUCUUUCUCAUAACUCAACUCAAUUAAAUGACAGGGGAAAUAGCAAAAAGAAAUAGCAGUGGGUACAGACACCGUUUAUACCAAAUACAAAUUUUAUUUCUGUACACAAAGAGUACAAAGCAGCCAGUAACUUGUUUUUAAAAAGCCUCUCUGUCACAAAUAUUUUACAAUAAAAAGGACCAGGGUAAAGGGGGAGGCCUGUCAGAGUGUGAGGAACAGUAAAUAAAUACACAAAAUGAAACAUGAGGCAAACAAGUUCAUAAAUGAGGAGCCGUAGUAAGGUUGAUUAAAACAAAGUCCCCUGUUCAGUGGUAAACCUUAGAUGAGUAGUAAUCUGCAUUGGAGGAGCCCUCCGUUAAGAUACACUCGUUAGUCAUGAUCCCAAUAGGGGCGGGGGGAGGGGCGGGCACAUGGUUAAGGAUUAAUUAUCAUGUUA
This is a messenger RNA of Hypomesus transpacificus, 3170 nucleotides long. RefSeq names its product spore wall protein 2. Lineage: Eukaryota; Metazoa; Chordata; Actinopteri; Osmeriformes; Osmeridae. The coding region runs from base 167 to 2704 and encodes 845 amino acids. Gene Ontology annotation, molecular function: peptidyl-prolyl cis-trans isomerase activity; protein binding. The transcript is spliced from 8 exons. The record is from RefSeq and is a predicted model, not a curated record.